AUGAAGGAGGCGAGUGGCCGACAUAAAGACAAGGAGAGAAGGAGUCGACUCAGCCUUUUCCUCACCAAGUCCGGCUCUCAUGAAAAUGUCAGUCCUCAUAAGAAAACCACUACAGCAUCCAGAAACAUCUCAGCAGAAGCCGUGUCGAAAUGGAGCAACAGCUUUGAAGACGUUAUGAAGGACUCAGAUGGAGUGGAAAUCUUCUCCCAGUUCCUCAGGUCUGAGUUCAGCGAGGAAAACAUGGAGUUCUGGUUGGCCUGUGAGGAUUUCAAAACUAUUGACUCGGACACAAAGCUUCUCUCCAAAGCCAAAUAUAUCUACACAGUUUUCAUUGAGUCAGACGCUCCGAAAGAGGUCAACAUCGACUAUGGCACCAAAAUGGCCAUUGAGCAGAGCAUCGCUAAGCCCACAAAGAGCUGCUUUGACGCUGCACAGAAGAAAGUGUUCAGCCUGAUGCAGAAGGACUCGUACCCCAGAUUCCUGCACUCUGACAUGUAUGUGCAUCUGACGCAGAGGGGGGUCCGCGGGGCUCCCAUGUUCCGCCGGAGGUCACGGUCCUGUGUGUUCAAUGAGAGAGGUGAAGCCACAUCUGAACCCUCGGCCUGGUAG
Knipowitschia caucasica is the source of this 609-nucleotide messenger RNA. The record is from the annotation of a GenBank genome assembly. NCBI's taxonomy places the organism in Eukaryota, Metazoa, Chordata, Actinopteri, Gobiiformes, Gobiidae.